AUGAGUGCGCCUUUCUUUACACACAUGGCCAAUAGGUAUAGAAGCCCUCAGAAUAUCAAUAGUCAAUCGAGUUCUUAUAGAAAACGUCCACAUCCAGGAUUUCAAUGGGGACCCCAUACACAUUUCCGACCUAUGAACAAUUCUACUACUGAGAACAAUGAUGAACACUGGUGUGAGACUUGCGACAGGGGAUUUCCUACAGCGGAGAUACUCGAAAAACAUAAGCAACAACAUCAGAAAUGCAGUAUUGAUGGGUGCCAAUUUGUUGCUCACCCAAAAGUUAUCACAAGACAUAUUCAAAUGCAACAUGCAUCAGGAUUAUACAAAAAGAUAUCAAAGUUAAAUAACCCUGAAGAAAUAAAAAAGUGGAGAGAAGAAAGAAAAAAGAAAUAUCCUACAAUAGCUAACAUUGAAAAAAAAGCAGCUGAAUAUGAAGAGAAAGUUAAGAGGGGUGAAAAAAUGGCUUUAAAACAAAGUAGAAGCAAAGUUGCCAAAUCAACAGAUCAACCUGCAGCUAGAGAUAGUUUUAAUAAAAAUAAUGAGAAUCAUAGGACUAACAAAUCAAAUAUAAAUCAACAGAAAAUUCGUAUUAAGAAUGAUCAGCCACCACCAAAAAAAGUGCCCAAAAUCACUCCUAAAGUACCAAGUGUGGUAGAGAAAAAUAAACUAAAGCCCUUUACUGGAAUCCUCAGCAUUAGCAUGGAUGAUGAUGAUACAGCAGAAGAUGUAUGUAAUUUGAUAAACCCUGAUAAUAGCUUAAUUGAAGAAGACGAGUAUAAUGAGGACCACAUAGAGCAGCCCAUAGCUAAGCCUGUUCAAGAACCAGUGUUGUGUGGAGCUCUAUCAUCGCUGAUGUGUGAUUAUGGGUCUUCAGAUGAAGAUAAUGAAAACGAUAAUAAAACUACCAAUGUUGCAAAACCGUUACCACCUCAAAAAAUUGAAAGAUUACAUAAAAAUGUAGAAACUAUUAAUAAUAACGAUACAAAUAACCAUAUGGUAACUGUAAACAGUAAUAUUAAAGAGGAUUUAGAUAAUGUUACUACUAAUAAUCUGAAAAAUAAUUUGGAUCAAACAAUCAAAAAUCAAGAUGAUAGUGACAAUGAUAGUGGUCCAGAAGAAGUAAAAAUUGAUAAAAUGAACAUUACAGAACCUCCUUGUACCUCUUCCACUACUUCAUUAGAAAUUUCUAAAACAAAGAGAGUGCCUUUCAAUGCUAAAAAAGGCUUUCUUUCUAGGAAUGGUCAUAGGCAACAUAAUAGCUAUAAGCAAAAAGUACCAUCUACUCUACUACAAAAACUAUUAUACAAAGAAAUACGUCAGGAACGUAAUAUUGUUUUACAGUGUAUUAGGUAUAUCAAACAGAUGAACUAUUUUGAUAAGCCUAAUAAAUAA
Molecule: messenger RNA, 1392 nt
Organism: Arctia plantaginis
Lineage: Eukaryota; Metazoa; Arthropoda; Insecta; Lepidoptera; Erebidae
Source: the annotation of a GenBank genome assembly